AUGAGAUACCUUCUUGUCACAGUAGCCCUUUGUGCUGCCGCUCGCGCAUCUCUUGGACAACCUCCCGUUAUCGCGGACCCACCAGAGGGAAUCACUCUCCUCGCUCGUAAUCCAGACCCUUCAGAAACCUUGGUCGCACGGAACCCAGAUCCAUCGGAGACGAUCACUCUCGUCGCUCGAAACCCGGACCCUUCAGAGACUCUAGUCGCACGGAACCCAGACCCGUCAGAGACAUUGACUCUCCUCGCUCGCAACCCGGACCCAUCGGAAACCCUUGUCGGUCGAAAUCCAGACCCUUCCGAGACUUUGGUUGGUCGAAACCCGGACCCAUCAGAAACUCUCGUCGGCUAA
Messenger RNA from Diaporthe amygdali, 351 nucleotides. Its product is annotated as peptidoglycan DD-metalloendopeptidase family protein. Bases 1 to 351 code for a protein of 116 amino acids. Lineage: Eukaryota; Fungi; Ascomycota; Sordariomycetes; Diaporthales; Diaporthaceae. The transcript has a single exon. The record is from RefSeq and is a predicted model, not a curated record.